AUGACCCGGUUCAAAUAUUUCAAUUAUUGGGGAUAUGGGAUUUAUAAUGAUUUCAAGAAUAGAGUGGUGCCUUUCUAUGUGAGUGAUUUCAAAGAUGCAUGGAACUAUAGAGUUAUCCCUUCGACGGUAUUUAUAUUCUUCACCAACUUGUUACCGGCAAUUGCUUUCGCUCAAGAUAUGUUUGAUAAUACAGAUGAUCUGUAUGGUUUAAACGAAGUUUUGAUGAGCUCUGCGAUGGCAGGUGUUGUGUUUGGGUUAUUUUCGGGUCAACCAUUAUGUAUUGUAGGAGUUACAGGUCCCAUUUCAAUUUUCAGUUAUACAGUUUAUGAUAUAAUGAAACCCAGAGGUACACCGUAUUUCCCAUUUAUGUGUUGGAUUUAUUUAUGGUCAAUGGUAUUCCAUUUGAUAUUAGCCGUAGGUAAUUUUAUCUCAUAUUUGAGUAUAAUAUCAACAUUUUCUUGUGAUGUGUUUGGGUUUUUUAUCAAUAUCGUGUAUAUACAUAAGGGAAUCCAAAUUUUGAGUAAUCAGUUCAGAGAAGUUAAUCCCACCAGUGGAUUCUUGUCAGUUUUGUUAAGUAUUUUGAUGAUUAUGACAGGUGUAGGCUCAUACUUAUUCGGGAAGGACUUGCAUUAUUUCAAACCUUGGAUAAGAAAAGUUUUCAUGGAUUAUGGGGUACCAUUAUCAGUUAUUUUCUUUACGGGUUUCAUCCAUUUCGGUAGUUAUUUGAGUGAAACUGAAAUGGCAAAAUUGCCUGUUAGCUCAAGUUUUGUACCCACCAAAACUGAUGAACAUAGACCUCAUGGAUGGUUUAUUCAUUUCUGGCCUAAUGAAAACAUAUCUGUGGGUGAUGUAUUUUUAGCUAUUCCCUUCGCCAUUUUGUUAACGUUUUUAUUUUAUUUCGAUCAUAAUGUUAGUUCGUUAAUGUGUCAGAGUAAGGAAUUUCCAUUGAAAAAGCCCUCAUCAUUCCAUUGGGAUUUUGCUUUAUUAGGUAUAACAACUGGAGUGGCAGGAAUUUUAGGUAUUCCAGCACCCAAUGGAUUAAUUCCUCAAGCUCCCUUACAUACAUCUUCUUUGGUGGUACAUAAUCUCAAAACCGGUGAAGCUAUUUCGGUAGUUGAGCAAAGAGUUACAAACACUGUUCAAGGUCUUUUGACUUUUGUUAUGAUGAGUCCUCCAUUCUUGGUCGUUCUUGGAUUGAUUCCUCAGGCUGUUUUAUCAGGGUUAUUCUUUAUCAUGGCUAUUACAGGAUUGCAUGAGAACCCCGUAAUGAAUAAAAUUCGAUUCUUGUUACUCGAUAAAGAUUACAUAGAACAUGAUCCGUCAUGUCCACAAGAAUUCAAAGAUUAUGCCAGAUUCCCCAGUAGGAAAUAUUUCAUAAUCUAUUUGAUAUUGUUAUUAAUAGCGUCCACAGCUGAAGUUGCUAUUACUAUGACUACAGCAGCUGUAGGAUUUCCUGGAGUCCUUUUAUUCUUCGCUUUUGCUGCCAAAUAUUUAUGGCAUUAUCUCAUUCCUAAAGAUUUAUUAGCACAACUUGAUACUGAAGUUGCUGAUGAAUUGAUCAUCAAGAAUUUAUCAAUUGUCAAUGAAAUAAAGAAUGAAAAAAAUGACGAAGGAGUAGAAAGCUUCGAGUUAUCUUCCAAUAACUUGGAUUCAUCGACUUCUUAA
This is a messenger RNA of Yamadazyma jaroonii, 1665 nucleotides long. Lineage: Eukaryota; Fungi; Ascomycota; Pichiomycetes; Serinales; Debaryomycetaceae. The record is from the annotation of a GenBank genome assembly.